Molecule: messenger RNA, 315 nt
Organism: Colletotrichum orchidophilum
Lineage: Eukaryota; Fungi; Ascomycota; Sordariomycetes; Glomerellales; Glomerellaceae
Exons: 1
Coding region: 1-315 (104 amino acids)
Source: RefSeq, a predicted model, not a curated record
AUGGAGGAUUCUAUGACAGAUAAGGAAUAUGAUGCUGUUAUGAGAUUGGUGAAAAAAAAUGGGAAAGCGGAUGAUCCACACACCAUCGGACUAGUUGCGCAUCAUACAAGAGACAAAGACGCCAGGAACUUCGAGAACGCCCGACGUUGUCGUGCCAUGCUACUUGCUCAGAAGGCGGAAGCGGCAGCCAAGCAGAUCGACGGAACCCAGCAGAUCGAGGAAACUCAGCAGAUCAAGGAAACUCAGCAGAUCAAGGAAACCCAGCAGCACGAGGGAAUCAAGCAGAAAGAGGAAAGUGAAGAACAACAGAAUUGA